CACCCCGCCCACUGCGCUCAUAGGCCCCUCCCCUGGGACAGCGCCUAGCCCCGCCUACUCCGGUUAUAUGCCCGCCCCCGGUCGGAAUUGCAGAAACCCCGACUUUGGGGCAUAUUUACAUAAUACCACCCAUUCCCGAUUUCAGUAACGCCUCCAGCCCCGCCCAUUCCGGGUGUAGGCCCCGCCCACUACACGCUCAGGACGUCUGCUAAAUAUGCCCAGCAGUUUCUUCUAGUGGUUCAAAAGCGCCAACCCUGGGUCCAAACUGCCAAGAGCCUGCAGCUGGUCAGAUUUGCGUAGCCCCGCCCAUUGUGCUGUUAGAUUCCGCUUUCCCGCUAAGCCGGCCCUCUCCUUAAACCUUCCCCCACCGAAAAAAAAAAAAAAAAACCCAUUGCCUUGGAGUCAACUCCGACUCUUAGUGACCCUAUAGGACAGAGUAGAACUGUCUCAUAGGGUUUCCAAGGCUGUAAUCUUUAAAAAAGCGGAAAGCCACAUCUUUGUCCCACUGUUCUCCCACCAAGCCGUGGUGGAUUCAAACUAAUGAGCUUUCAGUUAGCAGCUGAGCACUUAACCACUGCACCACCAGAGCCCCUUAAACCCAAAAACCCAGUGCCGUCGAGUCGAUUCCGACUCAUAGCGACCCUACAGGACAGAGUAGAACGGCCCCAUAGUUUCCAAGGAGCGCCUGGCGGAUUUGAACUGCCGACCCUUUGGUUAGCAGCCGUAGCCUUAGGGUCCUCUGUUUUCUUAGAUGCCUCCUAAACAGACUAACCUCUGUUUUCAGGGCCUCCAACUCUAUUGUCAUCUGCCUAGUAAUCACUGGCGUCGUCCCCUGGCCCCCAGGCCCUGUUCCUAGGUCCCUGGGCCAACAAGAUGCUGGAGCGAGGUGCAGAGCCCGAGGCCGGGGACACCGAUGCUAGUCCCACUGACAAGGAACCAGUCACCAAAGGAGGAGCUCCUCACCAGGGCCCGCCGUCAAAGCCCAGCCAGUCGGCUCCAGGGCCCGCUGCGUCUGCGGGGAUGUCUUCCCGACCCCGCCGGCGGCCCCCGCCCCAGCGCCCGCACCGCUGCCCCGACUGUGACAAGACCUUCUCAUACCCAUCCAAGCUGGCCACGCACAGGCUCGCCCACGGCGGCGCCCGGCCCCACCCGUGCCCUGACUGUCCGAAGGCCUUCUCCUACCCCUCCAAGCUGGCGGCCCACCGCCUCACGCACAGCGGCGCGCGCCCGCACCCGUGCCCACACUGUCCGAAGGCCUUCGGCCACCGCUCCAAGCUGGCGGCCCACCUCUGGACGCACGCGCCAGCCCGCCCCUACCCGUGCCCAGACUGCCCUAAGUCCUUCUGCUACCCCUCCAAGCUGGCGGCCCACCGCCACACGCACCACGCCACCGACGCCCGCCCCUAUCCUUGCCCACACUGCCCCAAGGCUUUUUCCUUCCCCUCCAAGCUGGCCGCCCACCGCCUGUGUCACGACCCCCCCACCGCGCCGGCCAAUCAAGCCUCUGCUCCGCACCGCUGCUCCAGCUGCGGCCAGGCUUUCGGACAGAGACGCCUCCUGCUCCUUCACCAACGCAGCCACCACCAGGCCGAGGGCCAGGGAGAGCGGGAGUGAAUCCUCGUUUGGCUCACGGCCUCCCUCUGCCGCCAGCCCGCGUCAGUGAAGAGGUAGGAUUUCCAAGCCCUGCUAAGUGGACUUGCGUUUCCAUAUAGCCAGCUGGCAGAGAGGGAGACUGGCUGAACUCUAACUUGGAAGGCUGGGAAACUCUUUGCUUACCUGCUUUGGGGAGGGAGAGAUGUCAGCCACAUGGAGCGAGUGCUGGGCCCAAAACCAUAGACCUGGAGCUGUGGUUUGACAGCGCUGGCUUUGGUUUUUCCCCCACUCAUUUACAUGCAAAGGUAAAAAAGUCCGCUAGCAUUGUGGGGAAACAGGCUUUCUCCUUAUUGCUCUAAGUUUAAACCGGUGCCUCCAAUAUGGCCAUUUGACUGUAUCUGUAAAAGGUGAGGCAUUCAUUGCCGGUUCAGUGGUAGAAUUCUCACCCUAUAUGUGGGAGACCUGGGUACAAUUCCCAGCCAAUGUCUCUUAUGUGCAGUGGUGGCUUGCAUGUUGCUAUGAUGCUGAACAGAUUUCAGUGGAGCUUCCAGACUAAGAGAGUCUAGGAAGAAAGGCCUGGAGAUCUUCCAAAAAUCAGCCAAUAAAAACCUGAUGGAUCACAACUGUCUGACCUGCAACCAGUCUUGGGGAUGGGGCAGGGCUAGGCAGUGUUUCCUUCUGUAGUGCACGGGGUCGCCAUGAGUUGGGGGCUGACUCCAUGGCCGCAAUCAACAAGAAAAAGUUUAAAAUGCAUGUGCCAAGUAUUCUGCUUCUAGGAAUUUGGCCAACAGAUAAACUCAAGAAUGUGAGAAAAGGCAUGCAGGUAAGGAACCUCACUGCGACGUGAUGGUUUCGGUCAAAGACUGCCAACAAUCCAAGUGCCCAUCAGUAGGGGACCAGCUAAUGUUACAAUACAGCGACUUAAUAGAAGAAAAAAAAAGACCUCUCCGUAUGUCUCUAUAAGGAGGCUUGGUGGCUCAGUGUUUAAGGGCUUGGCUACUAACCAAAAGGUCAGCAGUUUGAACCUACCAGCAGUUCUGUGGGAGAAAGACGUGGCUGUAUGCUUCCACAUAGCCUUGGAAACCCUGUGGGGCAGUUCUACUCUGUCCUACAGGGUCUCUGAGUCGGAAUCGACUCGACGGCAACGGAUUUGGUCUGGAUAUGUCUCUAUAUGUACUGAUGUGAAAAGACCUCCAAGAUACACUAAGUGACAAAAAGAAGAACAAAAGAUAUACUACUAAUACCAAAAAAAAAAAAAAAAAACCCAGUGCCGUCGAGUCGAUUCCAACUCAUAGCGACCCUAUAGGACAGAGUAGAACUGCCCCACAGAGUUUCCAAGGAGCGCCUGGCAGAUUCGAACUGCUGACCCUUUGGUUAGCAGCCAUAGCACUUAACCACUAAGCCACCAGGGUUUCCCAUACUACUAAUAGUAUACAAAAAUUAAAAAGCCCAGGCUUUGGAGCCAGGCAGACCUGGCUUUGAGCCCUGACCCACUAUUUAUGAGCCACAGGACCUCGGACAAGCUCUGUCACUUCUCUGGACUCAAGAUGAUUAAUCCGUAAAAUGGAAGUGUUUGUAAGUCAUUUGUCCUGGGAAAAAUCAGUUCCCCUCUUGGAGCCUGUUUCUCCUACUACAAAAUAAGAACGGUCGAGCCAACAUUCUUUCCACAGAUAUGUCCUGAGUACCUACUGUGUGCCAGGCACUGCACAGGGCAUCAGGGACCUGGCAGUGAACGAGAAAGACCUGGUCUAGUGGAAAGUGCACACUAAUCAGGUGGUGGCAAAUAUAAAUGAAAAGUAACCAAGACCAUUUUGAAGAACAAGUAGGGAAGCCUUGCCUUCCAAGAUACCAAGAAUUAUUACAAAGCUACAGUAAUGGAGCCUGUAGUGUUGGCCUAAGAACAGACUGGCAGACCAGUGGAAGAGAACUGAGAGCUCAGAAAGAGACCUGUGCUUCCAGGAGGCCUUGACAUAUGACAACCCCAAUCUGUAGCUCAGGGGUCAGCACACUUUUUCUGUAAAGGGCCAGGUAGUACAUACUUUUUAGGUUUUGCAGGUCCUGUGGUCACUGCCAAAGAGCCCCGGUCGCGCAGUGGCUAAGCACUCACUUACUGGCUGGAAGGUUAGUCUUUCUAACCCACCAGCCUUUGCACAGAAGAAAGAUGUGGUGGUCUGCUUCAGUAAAGAUUUACAGCCUUGGAAACCCUAUGGAUCAGUUCUACACUACACACAUGGGGU
Messenger RNA from Loxodonta africana (African savanna elephant), 3830 nucleotides. It is a transcript of the gene ZNF575, whose product is annotated as zinc finger protein 575. Gene Ontology annotation, molecular function: DNA-binding transcription factor activity, RNA polymerase II-specific; RNA polymerase II cis-regulatory region sequence-specific DNA binding. Bases 874 to 1614 code for a protein of 246 amino acids. The record is from RefSeq and is a predicted model, not a curated record. The transcript has 2 exons. Gene Ontology annotation, biological process: regulation of transcription by RNA polymerase II. NCBI's taxonomy places the organism in Eukaryota, Metazoa, Chordata, Mammalia, Proboscidea, Elephantidae.